Nematolebias whitei (Rio pearlfish) is the source of this 2678-nucleotide messenger RNA. RefSeq names its product myosin light chain kinase, smooth muscle. NCBI's taxonomy places the organism in Eukaryota, Metazoa, Chordata, Actinopteri, Cyprinodontiformes, Rivulidae. The transcript is spliced from 16 exons. Gene Ontology annotation, molecular function: protein binding; ATP binding; protein kinase activity. Gene Ontology annotation, biological process: protein phosphorylation. The coding region runs from base 66 to 2339 and encodes 757 amino acids. The record is from RefSeq and is a predicted model, not a curated record.
GGGACUGCUUGACUGGUGACGGAGGUGACGUUACGUUUCAUGGUGUCAUCACAGGAAGUGAGCCGAUGAGAGUUUCCUGGCUGCACAAUGGGGUAACGGUGAAUUCCGGUAGCGCUUCCUUCAAGACAAGUGUUGCCUGUCUGACCCUAACUCGGUGCUCAACUGGAAAUGCUGGAGUGUACACCUGCGUGGCCGAAAAUAGUGCAGGAAAAAGAUCAAGCAGUGGUGUUUUACAAAUCACAGGAGCAGCAACGAACUGUGACACAUUCAAGGCUGCAGCGCAUGGAAACAAUAACCUGUCCUCAACUGCUGAAGGAAAAAACCAUCGCAGAGAGGACACAGUUAUCAGAGGCACCAGCGUUCAAGCAAAAGUCCCCACAAACAAAGGGCCUUCUGUAUUGUUCCUUGACCCACCAGAGAAGGUUGAGGCUUGUGUGGGUGAGCAGGCUCGGCUAAAGUGUGAGUUCAAGAGCGGCUCUCUUCCUGUGGCCUGCUGCUGGAUUUACAACAAACGCAAAGUGGUGGCGGGAGGCCCUCGGACUUCAGUUCAGAGGACGGUGUCCCAAAGCAGCGUGGAGAUCUCCAAAGUUGUCCCAGAAGACGCAGGCUCAUACACUAUUGUUGUCCAAAACAGAUUCGGCUCUGCUCAGCACACAGUGUCUCUCAGUGUUGUAGACCGACCUACUCCACCAUCGUCCCAGCCCCUAGCUUCCAGGGUGUCAACCCAAUCCCUGGUUCUCUCCUGGACCGGCCCAAGCUACGACGGAGGCACCGCUGUGCUGGGAUACAUUGUAGAAGCCAGUCCAGUAGUCCCCAACAAGCCUGGGAGCUGGACUGAAAUAAGCAGGUGUGAAAACACAUCGUACCACAUUCACUCGGGCUUGGAGCCUCUGGGACGGUACUGGUUCCGCGUCAGAGCGUACAACUCGGUAGGGAUCAGCGAGCCGAGCCGGGAGUCUGAGUGUGUCAAGAUGGCGACUGCAAAGGAAAAGAAAGGAGAGCCAGAGUCGUACGUUACUGUCACCAUUGACACCAAACACAAGGUCAGGGAUCAUUACAAUGUGCACGAGAAACUGGGAGUUGGAAAGUUUGGCGAGGUGUACCGGUUGACUCACAAGGAGACGGGUCAAGAGAGUGCGGCCAAGUUCUACCGAGCCCGAACUUCCAAGGAUAAGUCAGCAGCUCGCAAAGAAAUCCAACUCAUGAACAAGCUUCAGCACCCAAAGAUUGUCCAGUGUCUGGCUGCCUACGAUACUCGUUCAGAGAUGGCCAUGGUCAUGGAGUACAUCGCAGGCGGGGAACUCUUUGAACGCAUCGUGGACGACCACUUUGAGCACACAGAGCCCACCAGUGCUCGCUACAUGCAGCAGAUCCUGGAGGGCAUGCAGUACGUUCACAAGCAGAACAUCAUCCACCUGGACCUCAAACCGGAGAACAUUGUCUGCGUGGAUCCGUCCGGCACACGGAUCAAGAUAAUUGACUUUGGCUUAGCCACUGAACUAGAGAAGGGUAAACCUGUGAUGGUGAUGCAUGGCACUCCAGAGUUUGUGGCACCUGAGGUGGUCAACUACGAGCCCGUGGGGUUGGAGACGGACAUGUGGAGCAUUGGAGUGAUCUGCUUCAUUUUGCUCAGUGGCGAAUCCCCGUUCCAAGGGAACAACGACGCAGAGACUUUAGCUCUUGUGACGGCCGCUGACUUCGAGUUUGACCCUGAGAGUUUCGAAGACAUCUCUGCUGAGGCCAAAGACUUUAUUAGCUCCCUGCUGAUGAAAGAUCGAAGAGCCAGGCUGUCCUGCACGGAGGCCCUCGCCCACUCCUGGAUGGCUUCGUUUACCCCUCUGAACCGCAGACCCACUAAAUCCCUGAGGAAAGACAAGAUGAAGCAUUUUCUGGCCAGACGCAAAUGGAAGAAAACUGGCCAAGCUGUCCUGGCCCUGAAACGCAUCGCUAACCUCUCCAGCAGGCCAGACUCUCCUGGCGGUUCCUUUGAGGAGCCAGCCUGGAGCCGGGAGGCAGAGGAGGCCAUCCGGUCUCUGGACAAGCAGCUGCAGAGCGAGCCUCGCUUCCAGCGGGCCCUGAGGGACGCCAGCCUUCCCAAGGGAGCGACUGCUGAGCUGACCUGCCUCGUUGAUGGGCACCCACAGCCUGAGGUGAAGUGGCUUCAUAACGGCCAGCUGUUGUCUGACUCGAGCAAGGCGACUGUGCAGCAGCUCGAAGACGGACUCUGUUCUCUGGUUCUGGUUGAUCUGACGCCCUCCGACUCGGGGGUCUACGCGUGCAGAGCCAAAAACCAGCUGGGGGAAGCGAUGUGCGCUGCCAAACUGCACGUGGAGCUUUAAGAGAAUGUGAGCAGGCAGGGGUAGGAUUUCCUUUAUGCGUAAACCUGCACCGUUUUCACGAGUUUAUCACAAACUAAAAUGUCAAAAAGAUUUUAGAUGCUUUAGUUUCACUUUUUUUUUUUUUUUACUGUUAGUGCACUUUGUAUCUUUUAAUAUGUGGCUAUUGUUUUUAAACACAAGGUGAUGAGACGCUACCAGGGCUGAGAUUAGUUUUAUAAAUCUCGCAAUAAAUGCACAUUUUGUAUAUUAGGGCUAUUGUUCACAUAUAAACGUUUAUAAAGGCAACAUUUUAAAGAAGUGUCUUUUCUGUGGAGUGGAAUGUUCUAAACGAGGAAAAGG